Lactuca virosa is the source of this 922-nucleotide messenger RNA. The record is from the annotation of a GenBank genome assembly. NCBI's taxonomy places the organism in Eukaryota, Viridiplantae, Streptophyta, Magnoliopsida, Asterales, Asteraceae.
CUCUCUCUCUCUCUCUCUCUCUCUCAUCUGGUGGGGCAACAAGGGUUCAUAACUUUGGCAUUAGGCCUGCCUUCUCUAAUCACCACUCUUGAAUACACUAUACACACAACGGAAAGUAAAACGUUAAAGCAAAAGAAGAAAACAAUUGGAGAGAUAAAGAGAGGAAUUCGAGGAAGAAGGAGGGUUUUUUACUUUUUCUGGUUGAAGAAAAAGAGAGAACAAGAAAUGACUACACAAACACAGGUACAAACACAGAGGCAAUCAAGCGAACAGCUUCAGACACUGAUGCAAGCUGGACAAAUCUCCGGCAGCUUAAGCUUCAAUGGGUUGAUGACCAAAGAAGACGAAGAGAUGUCUAGGUCUGCUCUUUCUACUUUUAAGGCUAAAGAAGAAGAGAUUGAGAAGAAGAAGUUGGAAGUUAGGGAAAGGGUUCAAGCUCAGUUGGGUCGAAUUGAAGAAGAAACCAGGCGUUUAGCCAGUAUUCGUGAGGAACUCGAAGCCCUAACAGAUCCGAUGAAGAAAGAAGUUUCAGUUGUUCGUAAAAGGAUUGAUACUGUCAACAAAGAAUUGAAGCCACUUGGACAAACUUGUCAGAAGAAGGAGAGAGAGUACAAGGAAGCCCUCGACGCUUUUAAUGAAAAGAACAAAGAAAAAGUACAACUCAUCACAAGAUUGAUGGAGCAGUUGGUUAGCGAAAGUGAGAAGAUGAGGAUGAAGAAACUUGAAGAACUGAGCAAAAGCGUUGAAACAAUACAAUAAGUUUAAUGAUGAUGAUGAUGAUGAUGUGAUGAUGAUGAUGGUGAUGGGGAUAAUCUAAUUAGGGUUUGUGUGAGAUUUUAUUAAAAAAAAGAAGACGUUUUAUCUUCUUUCUUUAUUUACUACGUGUUUUAUAUAUUGGUUUGGUUUAAAUUUGUAUGCGUUU